This is a messenger RNA of Rhopalosiphum padi (bird cherry-oat aphid), 1092 nucleotides long. It is a transcript of the gene Sclp, whose product is annotated as leucine-rich repeat-containing protein 57. The coding region runs from base 382 to 1017 and encodes 211 amino acids. The record is from RefSeq and is a predicted model, not a curated record. Gene Ontology annotation, molecular function: protein binding. The transcript has 4 exons. Lineage: Eukaryota; Metazoa; Arthropoda; Insecta; Hemiptera; Aphididae.
AGUAGUGGCGACGGCGUUGGACCGGACAGCGUUAUAUGCCGAACGGCUGCCGUACAGUCCGAUCGGUGCCGUCGCCGCGGGUCGCCCGUCUGUUAUUGUAUCGCCACACUUAUUAGCGAGCAGAGCGUUAUCGAGUCUGUUAUCGUUUGGCAAACAAGAGAUUUCGUCUUCGAAUUUCCCAACGACGGCCGAUCGCAGCACGUAGCGAGUCUGCUAUUACACAUUUUUUCCUCCAAAAUAGUUCGUGUUUUUUCCACCCGUCGGAUUUAUUCGCGCACCCCUCGGCCGGAAAUAGAUCAUUGAUAUUAUAUAGUAUAUAUUUGCAUAUAUACAUAUAUAUAUUACCCACGUGCACGACCCACCAGUAAACCCACCGUCGAAAUGAGACCACCGAUCGAGGAGGAAAUCGAAGCUGCCGAAGUGGAAGUAGACGAUGGCCAGCAGACCGCCGUCAUGUUGGUGUCCACCAGGCUGGCCGGAAACGCGGUUAUCCGAGUGGUGAACCGGUGCAACGAGGCGCAAGAGAGCCACAACUUGGACUUGUCCGAAUGUCAGCUGAUGCAGAUCCCUGACGCAAUUUAUUUACUUAUGCAAAACACGCAGCUGGUUACGUGUGAUUUAUCAAAUAACGUAAUUUCAAAACUACCAGUAAAAUUUACCGAACGGUUUCCGACUAUCACAGAGUUAAAUUUGUCUCAUAAUCAAAUCAGUAAACUGCCGGACCAACUGUCUGAAAUGAAGAACCUUAAAAAGUUGAAUAUUUCUUAUAACUCGUUUGUUGAGUUACCAGAAUCAAUUGCUCAUUUACCAGAAUUAACUACUUUAAUCGCUAACAAUAAUUUUAUUAUUGAUGUCAAUGUUAGGACAUUGGAAUCAUGUUUGAAGCACUUGGAAGAUGUUGAUCUCAAGGAUAAUCCACUUAAUACUUCGACGGUGGAUGCGCUGGAACAAGAACUGCAUUUUAGGGUGAUGUUCACACCCCCCACCGACGAAGACUGGAGAGAUUUAGACAAUUGAUUAACAAACACAUACAUUUGACAAUACAGAAAUAUAUUUUUUAAUUAGCUAAUAAAAUGUUUUUAUUCAUUUUUA